Molecule: messenger RNA, 3458 nt
Organism: Paramuricea clavata
Lineage: Eukaryota; Metazoa; Cnidaria; Anthozoa; Malacalcyonacea; Plexauridae
Source: the annotation of a GenBank genome assembly
AUGGCAGAAAAGCGAGCAGAAUAUACGAACAGAAUCGCUCCAGAGCCUGCUACCUUUAGAGAGUUAAAGAAAAACAAUACGCCACGUUACCAUGGGGAUACGCUGAGAAUACACACAGGUGGAAAAAAGUUGAAGGUAAAGAAAUUUAUCACUUGAAAUGAAUUUGUACUACUGCAAUUCCCUACUGUUAAAGAGACCGUCAGGGAUUAAUACAAGUAUUUAGUCUACAUGUAUACUGCCCUAGACGAACACUACCAUGCACUUCCACCCAAACCCCCGACCCAGCCCAGAAAAUUGUGGAUUUUGUCCCUAUGAAAUAACAUUGCUGUCUCAGUAAAUAAGUGAUAAAUAUUUCCCUCAAAAGAUAAAAAUGCUGUCUGAAUGCAGGGAAUCCAGACCGAGGGAAACAGUGUGUUUAUGGACCCGAGAGGGGCCACAAAACACACUGCUUGCACGAGGUCUCAGUAAAUAAGUGUUUUGUUAUAUAGUAUAUAAGUGUCAAAGUAUAAAUAAUUCAUCGGUUAUUGGAGUGAACUUAAUUUGAAAUCAAAACUGGAUAAAUGUAACGCCGUAAAUGUUUAGUAAAAAGUUUUAAAAAUGAACUUUGGAACUUCAUGGUUGACACGCGCAUGCAUAUUGCACCAAUUUUAUUAUUGACCGGUAAAUAAAUGUUUGAUUGCGGACCGAUGGCGAACAUGACAUUUUGUGGACCGGCACGUGACACUUUUUUGACCAAUCGGCAAACAGAAAAAUUGAACUUUGACACUAACUAUAUAACAAAACAGUUUAAUGGCGUGUUGAAGCUUAAGAAUGCAAAACGAUCAAAUACUUUCUUCCUUUUACAGUUAAUUAAUAUAAUUUUUUCAAAGCAUAUUGUGAAAAAUAUUAUUAUGGACUCGGAAAAAGAUUGAGUUUUAAAACUCAAAUGAAGAUUGGGUUUUUACUGCCAGUAUAUUAAUCCCUGGCCAUAUACACUUUUGUUUCACUUAAGCAUUUACGUGUAGGUAUAGUAGUGUGGCUCGAACGGUCCCUGCCAGCGUAGGUAGUGAAAAAAACCCACAGAAAACUACGGAUUUAUUGUAUUUUUCAGGUACACACGUAAAAACGCACAAGUUGUAACAAACCUGCAGCAAACUUGUAGCAAUGCUGUUCCAACAACUUGUCAACAGGAUGUGUUCGCACUGCUUGUUCCCAGCUUGUUGACAAGUUGUCAACGGUUUGUUGACAACUUGCUACAAGGUUGUUGAGCUCAACAGACUUGUUACAAGUUGUUCCAACAACUUGUUAUCGUCCUGCAAUUCAACAAUUUGUCAACAAGUUGUGAGUGACAACCUUGUAGCAACUCGAUAAAAUAACAACAUUGUUACAACUUGUUGGCAAGCUUGCCACAAGCCUGUCGCGAACACAUCUUCUUGACAAGUUGUGAGAUUUUUACGUGUGCAGUUGAAUAUCUAUACCAAUGCGCAGUUUUACAUUACUACACGCAAAAACGCACAAAUUUCUCCCGCGGGUUUAGAUUUCCGGGCAUGCGAAAGGAAAGGAGGGACAUUGAGGGAGGGACUGCCGACAACACAUCAGGAAACGAAAUACGCGUUGCCCACACAACGCAAAAUUCCCAUUGGUCGAAAUCGACACGCCUGUCAAUCAAAUGCUUUACAGUCAACUCGGCCCACUAACCAACUCGGCCCACCGUUCAAGGACCAACUCCGCCUGCUCUUAAACUGACUAAUCUAACCUUUAAUUUAAACAAGCUAGGAGCCAUGACUGCAUUCUAUCUUUGCAAAUUUUGAGAGAGAUUUGAAUGAUCAGUAAUUUAGUAUCAAAACGGACAGAUCGAGAAUUUAAAACUUCGAUAGAUUCUUUAUUUUAAUUAAAUUAAGUCAAACUGGAUGUUCUCAAACUUUACUCCAAUGCAAAUGCAAAUGGCUGUAUUGGUUUGGUCCUAUCUUUUGUAAAAUAUUAGCUUUCCCAAUAUGUCAAACAGUAGUUAACAAUUGGGCCAAGAUGGUAUGGGCCGAGUUGGUCAGUGGGCCGAGUUGACCAGCUUCCAAUCAAAUCUGAUACGUAGUAAUUGAAUGCUAUAAAUAAUUUCCAGACUGAAUGUUGAUUUUAUCAAUAAACAUGACAUUAACGGUUCCUAUUGGAUAGAUUUAAUUGGAUAUAAGUACUGUAAUGUUUAUGCAAAGGCGGAGCCAACUUGACAAGAGCAAAAAGUGGGCGUAUUUCGUUUCUUCAUGUGUUGUCGGCAGUCCCUCCUUUCUCCCGAGGGACUGCUCGCGGUCUAAACAAAUUGUAACAAAUCUGUUCACAAGCUGUCAACAAGUUGUGCUCGCACUGCUUGUUCCUAGUUGUUGUAACAAGUUUGGAACAAGCUGUUGACAACUUGCAACAAGCUUGAUGAGAUUAUCAGACUUGUUAUAAGGUUGUUCUAACAAUUAAGUCUGAUACAGUCGUGAUAUAACAAGAAUGUUACAAGGUUAUAUCAUGACUGUAUCGGACUUUUUAAAACGACCUUGGAACAGGUCUGAUAUUAAUAUCAACAAGGUUGUUACAACUGUUAACGAGUUGUUCCAUACUUGUUGACAACUUGGGACAAGCAGUGCGAACACAACAUGUUGAUGGCUUGUUGCUACAAGAUGCGAUAUUUUUACGUGUGUAUAGUAUGGCUACGAUUGCAAUUUGGAAAAGCAUGCACAAGUGAGUUUUUCAAAGUACCAUUAAGCAGCAAUGCACCCAAAUGCACCCUACUUUAUUUUUUUACUCUGUCUAGCACCAGACAAUUUUACUAGCUCUGUCUAAUGCCAGACGAUUUUACUCGUCAAGGAGAGAGUCUUGCACUCUGGUUAAUAUUAUUAUAAAAUAACAUGUAUAUAACGCGUGCUCUGAUUGGUCGAAACCCGUGUUUGGAUCAGGCCAUCCAAACACGGAAAUUUAAAGUGAAAGUUUUUUAAAGUGAAAUUUUAACACGGAAAGUUGUUAUUUUAUGAAACAAUUACUUUAUGGUUUCCGUGUUUGGAUGGCCUGAUCCAAACACUUGGGAAUGUUGCUCGAGUUAAGAAAAGCGUGCAAAAUCACUCGCCUUCAGCUCGUGAUUUUGCGCGCUUUUCUUAACUCUUGUAACAUUCCCGCGUGUUUGGAUCAGGCCAUCCAAACACGGAAACCAUAAAGUAAUUGUAUAAACAUCAUGGUUUUUACUAAUUUACCAUAUGGGAAAUCUAUAAUAACAAUAAUGGUGACAGUUCAGUUUUUACAUUCAAAAACCCAUUAAUGGAAAGCUAAUUUUUUUCCUGUGCUAUUUUAGAUCAAACAAGGUUGGUCAGAGAUAAAGGAUCCAAUUGAAAAUCUAAUUGAUAUUCCCGCAACACCACAACCAAUGAACGUUCGUUGUGCUUACUGUAAUAAAGACAUUACCACAGAGUUGAAAUAUGUCUCAGGAGGAUUGACUUGGAUCGUCUCAU